ACUCCCACCCCAAGUCAGUCAGGGUGGCGGGCCGAGGGAAGGAAGGGCUCGCGGCCAUGUGGCACUGCAAGAGCUUAACCCUUUAACGCCCCUCGGUCAGCCUUUAGCUUCUAGAAAGAGUUCUCCGACUGAGCGCCCCCGAGCUUGGGCCUGCUAGGGCAUUAGAGCCAUUCAGGGAAGAAGAGGGGAGACAGGGAGGUUCAUGACCGAUCUUGACUGACUGUCCCCAGAACACCAGCAUAUUCGCUACAAUCCGCUCCAGGAUGAGUGGGUGUUAGUGUCGGCCCAUCGCAUGAAGCGACCCUGGCAUGGACAAGUGGAGCCCCAGCUUCUGAAGACAGUGCCCCGCCAUGACCCACGCAACCCUCUGUGUCCCGGGGCCACACGAGCCAAUGGGGAGUAGGUGAAUCCGCACUAUGAAGGCACCUUCCUGUUUGACAACGACUUCCCAGCCCUGCAGCCCGAUGCUCCGGAUCCAGGACCCAGUGACCAUCCUCUUUUCCGAGCCGAGGCCGCCAGAGGAGUUUGUAAGGUCAUGUGCUUCCACCCCUGGUCGGAUGUGACCCUGCCACUCAUGUCAGUCCCUGAGAUCCGAGCUGUCAUCGAUGCCUGGGCCGCAGUCACAGAGGAGCUGGGUGCCCAGUACCCUUGGGUGCAGAUCUUUGAAAACAAAGGAGCCAUGAUGGGCUGUUCUAACCCCCACCCCCACUGCCAGGUUUGGGCCAGCAGUUUCCUGCCCGAUGUUGUCCAGCGUGAAGAACGGUCUCAGCAGAGCUAUCACAGCCAGCAUGGAGAGCCUCUAUUGUUGGAAUAUGGCCGCCAAGAGCUCCUCAGGAAGGAACGUCUGGUCCUAUCCAGCGAGCACUGGCUGGUCCUGGUCCCCUUCUGGGCAGUGUGGCCUUUCCAGACACUACUGCUGCCCCGGCGGCACGUGCGGCGGCUACCUGAGCUGACCCCUGCUGAACGUGAUGAUCUGGCCUCCAUCAUGAAGAAGCUCUUGACCAAGUAUGACAACCUAUUUGAGACCUCUUUCCCCUACUCCAUGGGCUGGCACGGGGCUCCCUCGGGAUUAAAGACUGGAGCCACCUGUGACCACUGGCAGCUACACGCUCAUUACUACCCCCCACUCCUGCGCUCCGCUACUGUCCGGAAGUUCAUGGUUGGCUAUGAAAUGCUAGCCCAGGCGCAACGGGACCUCACUCCUGAACAGGCUGCAGAGAGAUUAAGGGCACUUCCUGAGUACAUUAUUGCCUGACGAAGGAAGACAAGGAAACCUCAGCCAUCGCUUGACCAUGAAUGACAGCAGAGCCUUGAGUCUUUUCGUCUGAGAGACCCGGGACCUGGAGUUUGGGCAGAUGUGACAUCAAUAAAACUGCAUCUCAAAUGUUAA
Messenger RNA from Peromyscus leucopus (white-footed mouse), 1390 nucleotides. It is a transcript of the gene Galt, whose product is annotated as galactose-1-phosphate uridylyltransferase. Gene Ontology annotation, molecular function: UDP-glucose:hexose-1-phosphate uridylyltransferase activity; zinc ion binding. Gene Ontology annotation, biological process: beta-D-galactose catabolic process via UDP-galactose, Leloir pathway. Lineage: Eukaryota; Metazoa; Chordata; Mammalia; Rodentia; Cricetidae. The record is from RefSeq and is a predicted model, not a curated record. Gene Ontology annotation, cellular component: cytoplasm. The transcript is spliced from 10 exons. Bases 536 to 1255 code for a protein of 239 amino acids.